Centropristis striata (black sea bass) is the source of this 2183-nucleotide messenger RNA. RefSeq lists its product as uncharacterized. Gene Ontology annotation, biological process: peptide antigen assembly with MHC class II protein complex; immunoglobulin production involved in immunoglobulin-mediated immune response; positive regulation of T cell activation. Bases 54 to 2090 code for a protein of 678 amino acids. The record is from RefSeq and is a predicted model, not a curated record. Gene Ontology annotation, molecular function: MHC class II protein complex binding. Lineage: Eukaryota; Metazoa; Chordata; Actinopteri; Perciformes; Serranidae. The transcript has 12 exons. Gene Ontology annotation, cellular component: MHC class II protein complex; membrane.
AGUUAUUUGCAAGAGCAGAUGCUCUUUUUGGUUACGGUUUGCUUCGCUGCCAGAUGACUUCGCCUAAUGACACUUUUUAUGUGGAGGAACUCUACUUCAACAAGGUGCUUCAGCUGCAAUACAACAGCACUGCGGAAAAGUUUAUCGGCUACACAGAAAGGGCAAGAGAGGUUGCUGAGAGCCUCAACAAAAGCCCUUCUUUUCUAAAAGAAGAAAAAAAGAAUGAAGAGAAAUGCAAAGACCACACAUCAUUUGCAUUUGAUAUCCUUUCAAAACCAGGGAUAUUUUCCAAAACGGAGGCCUCUGCCAGAGUGAGGUCAGUUGAGGCAGCAGGUAGCCAACAUCCCAACAUGCUGGUCUGCAGUGUGUACGACUUUUAUCCGAAACAAAUCAGAGUGACGUGGCUAAGGAACGGAAAGGAGGUGACAACUGACGUGACGUCCACUGAGGAACUACCCAAUGGCAACUGGCUUUACCAAAUCCACUCCUACCUGGAGUUUACACCCGAACCUGGAGAGAAAAUCACCUGUAAGGUGGAACACGCCAGCCUUAAGGAGCCGGGGCUUUAUGACUGGGACCCAGCACCUGAGCUACAGAACAACAAGAUGGCCAUGGGGACAGCAGGGCUACUGCUGGGUCUGGUGUUUUUGGUUGCUGGGCUGAUUUACUACAAGUACAAGAAGAACACUGCUGUUCCUCAUGAAGUUCUCUAUGUUGGGGGCUGCUUUGAGAAUGGCACAACUGAAGUUCAUUUUGAGUUGGAUGCUGAAGAGAUUUUAUACGUGGAUUUUGACAGAGAGGAGAUUGUGUACACUGUGCCCAGAUUUAUUGUGGAUGACCCAAGUGAAAUAUUUGACACAGCGCAUAUAUUAAAGAAUGUCAAGAAAGGCAGGACCGUAUGUAAAGCAGCUGUGGAAUACUUCAAACUGGAAGAAAGAGGUCCCCCAGAAGAAACAGAUCCCCCUGAGAACGUCCUCUACCCUGCAGACGAUGUCCAGCUGGGCGUUGAGAACAGCCUCGUCUGCUUCGUGAAUCAUUUCUAUCCACCUCACAUCAAAGUCACCUGGACCAGAAAUGGUCAACAGGUGUUGGAGGGGGUGUCACUCAGUCGAUAUUAUCCCAACAAUGAUCAAACCUUCCACCAGUUCUCCACCCUGACAUUCACGCCGAGGGAGGGGGACAUAUACAGCUGCACUGUGGAGCACUUAGCCCUGGACAGGCCUAAAACAAAGAUCUGGGAACCGACAUCGAACCGUCCUCACAGUGUUGGACUAGACGUGUACUGUGGAGUGGGCCUGACUUGCAAGAGAAAUUCUCCUACAAUUAUGUUUUGUCUUUUCUCAUUUGCCACCAUGUGUAAUGGCAGCUUCUAUCCACUGCUGCUUCUGCUCCUGUUAUUUUUAAGAGCAGAUGCUCUUUUUUUGCACGCUUUGCUCCGCUGCCAGUUUACUUCGCCAAAUGACACUUUUUAUGUGGAGCAACUGUACUUCAAUAAGCUGCUUCUGAUGCAAUACAACAGCACUUUGGGAAAAUAUAUCGGCUACACAGAAAAUACCAAAAAUAUUGCAGAUAGCCUCAACAAAAGCCCUUUUCGCCCAAAGGAAGAAAAGAAGAAUGAAGAGAGAUGCAAAGCCCACGCAUUGUUGGCAUUUGAUCUCCAAUCAAAAGCAGGUGAUUAUGUAGUGAGGUCAGUUGAGGCAGCAGGUAGCCAACAUCCCAACAUGCUGGUCUGCAGUGUGUACAAGUUUUAUCCGAAACAAAUCAGAGUGACGUGGCUAAGGAACGGAAAGGAGGUGAUAUCUGACGUGACGUCCACUGAGGAACUACCCAAUGGCAACUGGCUUUACCAAAUCCACUCCUACCUGGAGUUUACACCCGAACCUGGAGAGAAAAUCACCUGUAAGGUGGAACACGCCAGCCUUAAGGAGCCGGGGCUUUAUGACUGGGACCCAGCACCUGAGCUACAGAACAACAAGAUGGCCAUUGGGACAGCAGGGCUACUGCUGGGUCUGGUGUUUUUGGUUGCUGGGCUGAUUUACUACAAGUACAAGAAGAACACUGCUGGCCAUGAGUUGGUGCCAACAGGUUAAGGCUGCCUGCCACUUUCACUGAAACAUUUGUCAUACAAGCCAAGAUGUAAAAUGAUCCGACUCUGGAAACGUCUCAACAGAAUGGCAGAUGAU